AGCUUUCACCCUCUCACAAAUAGACUUAGGCCACUCAGUGUUCACUUUUCUUUUGUAUAUCUUAAUGAAAUAAUCUAGAACCUGGUGUUAUUGCAGGACUCUUAACUCCCAUUGUUCCAGAUCAUUGCCUGGCACUGAUAAGAGAUGUUGUUGUUGUUGUUGUUGCUGCUGCUCUUCUUCUUUCUUCUUCUUCUUCUUCUUCUUCUUCUUCUUCUUCUUCUUCUUCUUCUUCUUCUUCUUCUUCAAAUUUGUAUACUGGCCUAUACCCGCAGGUCUCAGGGUGGUUCACAACGCAAAUUCGCAAUAUAAAAUCACAAAACAGCUGGAGUGAUUCAGGUCCCGUCCCCCCCACUGGUGUCAAAAACUUAAAUCCUGUUUCUCCUUACUUGAGAGUAAGCCCCAUGUGAAUUCACCUGGGGUUCAAAAUAAAUAUGCAUAUGAUUGUGCUGAUAGCCUCAUUGAGAAUUAGCUUCUGUUUCAUGAAAAGGUAAAUAGCAGGCAUCCCCAAACUUCGGCCCUCCAGAUGUUUUGGACUACAGUUCCUGACCACUGGUCCUGUUAGCUAGGGAUCAUGGGAGUUGUAGGCCAAAGCAUCUGGAGGUCCGCAGCUUGGGGAUGCCUGGUAAAUAGGAUGACUUUGCUUCAUCAGCUGGCUACAGAAUGGGGAAGGAAGCAUAAGGCUGUGAUACUGUACAUAUGUAUGUAUGUAUACGUGCAUGCAUGUUUAUGUGAAAUUUCUUUCUCAUCUUCGAGGAGCUCAAGGUAAUGUACACUGUGUGCUCACCAAGCCCCAUUUUAUCUUCCUUGUUGUGGGAUAAAUGAAUGAAAAUGAGUUUUAUUCUUAGGGAAGGUAUGGUGAGGGUAACCAUGCCUGCCUUAAGACCGAUUCUGUGAACAAAGGGGUUCAAAGGAGCCCCAAGGAGGGCCCUUUGCAGAACUGUUUAUCAGCAUGUUUUACAACCUGAGUUGCUGAGACAAAGCAAAUGUUGGACUCACAAGCUUGACUCCCUAAGAGGCUCUUUUCCUGGCUAAUGUUACAAUUAAGUAAAGAAUGUGUUAGAAGUAGAUUGUUAGCCUUGAAAGAGGGAUAGAUUUAUAGUUUAGAGGGGACCCAAGAUAGCAAGGAGAAAUAGCAAGUGAUAGUUUAAUUACUAGUAAAAAGGUAAAGGUACCCCUGACCAUUAGGUCCAGUCGCGGAAGACUCUGGGGUUCCCACGCUCAUCUUGCUCUAUAGGCCAAGGGAGCCGGUGUUUGUCAGCUUCCGGGUCAUGUAGCCAGCAUGACUAAGCUGCUUCUGGCGAAGCAGAGCAGUGCACGGAAAUGCCGUUUACCUUCCUACCAGAGUGGUACCUACCGGUAUUUAUCUACUUGCACUUUGACGUGCUUUUGAACUGCUAGGUUGGCAGGAGCAGGGACUGAACAACAAGAGCUCACGCCAUCGCGGGGAUUCGAACCACCGACCUUCUGAUUGGCAAGCCCUAGGCUCUGCGGUUUAGACCACAGCGCCACCCACAUCCUUAAGUACUAGUCAAGUAAAGGUAAAGGGACCCCUGACAGUUAGGUCCGGUCGCAAACGACUCUAGGGUUGUGGCGCUCAUUUCGCUUUACUGGCUGAGGGAGCUGGCGUACAGAACCAGAGCAGCGCAUGGAUACGCUGUUUACCUUCCCACUGGAUGGGUACCUAUUUAUCUACUUGUACUUUGACGUGCUUUCGAACUGCUAGGUUGGCAGGAGCUGGGACUGAGCAACGGGAGCUCACCCCGUCGCAGGGAUUCGAACCACCAACCUUCUGAUCGGCAAGCCCUAGGCUCUGUGGUUUAGACCACACCGCCACCUGCGUCCCAAUUAACCCAAUUACUAGUACGCAUGCUCAAAUGCUUCAUGAAUAUUAUAAAACACACCCCUAUUGUAAAAACCUGCUAAUUUGAAAGGACAUGGGAUAUAUGUUAUUGUUGGGGGGGGGUACCUGUUUUACGUGUUUAGGAGCAAACAUGAUGUAGGCGGAUCGGGAUGCCUGUAAACUGCAAUUUCUUAACCAAUAGGAAUUGUAGUAGGGAUAUUUGAACAGUCUUAGGGUGUAAGUUAUCUGUGAUGUGAACUGGAAUGCGUAAUCCCCUCUUUCCAGCAGGAGCUGGCGGGGGGGGGGAGGGGUUCUUUGUACACAGUACUGUGUCAACCAACAAUAAAUCUGCUUAUGCUUGAUUGUGGCAUAGACUUCUUCUUUCAGAGAAAAAUUUGAAUCCCUCUGGGAAAGAUCCCUGGAACAGAUUUGUCCAACACUUGUGAUGUAGGCUAGGUUGGUAGAUUGCAACUUGUCAAGGGCUGCCCUGUGAAGGGAAAACUACAGUGCCUAGGAUUCUUUGAAGGAAAAAGUGUGCUUUGAAGAUACAGUGUGUAUUCAGCAAUGGUCUGAUACUCUUAACUUCUAUACAUACCAAGCUGGAUCUAUGAUGUCAAGGGGCAUGCUUCUGAGCACAUCUGCAUAGAAUUUCACCACAUAGAUUGCAAAGUUCUUUGCAAGUGGGCAGUAGUAUAGUGGUGAUUAUUUAUAGUAACAAUAUGCUAACCCUUCUAUUAUGGCAACUUUGAUGAUGAAGGAAGCACAUCUUGAAAAUCAAUAAAAUACACUUUAAAAAGGAGGAGAAGGAGGUGUAUCAUAAUGAACCACAAUUGCUCCUAAGCUAUUUCAAAUUGAAGCCAUAUAAGAAGGGGGGAAAACCCUUUUUGGAUUUAUAAAGCUCUGUAAAUGUUUUUUUUUAAAGAAAUCUGCAAGCUGCAUUGCUAGAGACAGAUGGAUGCAAGGUCAAGGCCUGCCUGUCUCCAGCGGGAGAUUGCAUGCAAAGAUUUAGAUUGAGAAAGGUCCGAAAAGUCUGUGGCCACUUUUACAGGAGAAUAGAAAGAGCCAUCAAUCAAAGUUCUACAUGUUGCACCUCUUUUCCUUGAUCAAACAAGAAUUGCCCAAUCAGGAGCAAAAAUGCAAAGCACUUCGAAUUAUCUCUGGCUUCUCUCGGACAUUCUGGGACAAGGAGCUACUGCAAAUGUUUUUCGUGGACGACACAAGAAAACAGGAGACUUGUAUGCCGUAAAAGUGUUCAAUAACUUUAGCUUCCUUCGUCCUGUGGAUGUUCAGAUGAGAGAGUUUGAAGUGCUGAAGAAAUUGAAUCACAAGAACAUUGUCAAAUUAUUUGCCAUAGAAGAAGAGACAACCUCUAGACAUAAAGUCCUUGUUAUGGAAUUUUGCCCAUGUGGCAGUUUAUAUACAGUUUUAGAAGAGCCAGCUAAUGCCUACGGGUUGCCAGAAGCAGAAUUCUUAAUUGUAUUGAGAGAUGUUGUGGCUGGCAUGAACCAUCUUCGUGAGAAUGGAAUCGUGCACCGUGACAUCAAGCCAGGCAAUAUCAUGCGGGUUAUAGGUGAAGAUGGUCAAUCUGUUUAUAAACUGACAGAUUUCGGGGCUGCUAGGGAGCUGGAUGAUGAUGAGCAAUUUGUCUCCCUCUACGGUACAGAAGAAUACUUGCAUCCUGAUAUGUACGAACGAGCAGUAUUGAGAAAAGAACAUCAGAAGAAAUACGGGGCAACAGUUGAUUUGUGGAGCAUAGGGGUGACAUUUUACCAUGCUGCAACUGGAAGUUUACCCUUUCGACCUUUCGAAGGGCCUCGUAGAAACAAGGAAGUGAUGUAUAAAAUUAUAACUGGAAAGCCUUCCGGUGCAAUAUCUGGAGUACAAAAAGCAGAAAAUGGCCCCAUUGAAUGGAGUCGUGAUAUGCCUGUUUCCUGCAGUCUUUCAAAGGGCUUGCAAGUACUGCUCACACCCGUUCUUGCAAAUAUUCUUGAAGCAGAUCAAGAGAAAUGCUGGGGAUUUGAUCAGUUUUUUGCAGAGACGAGCGAUAUACUGCACCGAAUAAUUAUUCAUGUUUUCUCUCUGCAACAAAUGACUGCACACAAAAUUUAUAUUCACAUCCAUAAUAAUGCUGCCAUGUUUCAUGAUUUGGUCUACAAACAGACAAAAAUAGCUUCAAUUAAUCAGGAACUGAUAUAUGAAGGCCGGCGUUUAGUCCUAGAGCCCAGCAGAUUGGCACAAUCUUUCCCCAGAACCACUGAAGAAAAUCCCAUAAUCAUUGUGAGCAGGGAGGCUGUGAACAUCGUAGGAUUACUCUAUGAAGAAAUUCUGCUUCCUAAGGUCCACCAACGUUAUGACUUAGAUACUGAUGCAAGCAUGGCAAAAGCGGUUACAGGGGUUGUUUGUUACGCCUGCAGAGUUGCCCGUGCUUUACUGCUUUACCAGGAACUGAUGCGGAAGGGAAUCAGGUGGUUAAUCGAAAUAAUCAAAGAGGAUUACAGUGAAACGUUUCACAAAAAGACAGAGGUGGUUAUCAAGCUGGAAUUUUGCAACAGAAACAUAGAAAAAGCUGGGAAAAUAUAUCAAAAUUUGCUGCAAAUCAACCUGGCACCAUCAGAAGUGGAUGAAAUUUCAGACAUACACUCCAAGCUGCUACGGCUUUCAAGUUCGCGGGGAACAAUAGAGAGCAGUCUUCAGGAUAUCAAAAGCAAACUCUGUCUGAAUGGCCUGCUGUCUGAUGGCUGGACCAACCAGGAAGGCACACACCCAAAAGACAGAAACCCAGAAAGGUUGCAAGUGCUAUUGAGUUCCAUUACAGAAAUUUAUUAUCAGUUCAAAAAAGACAAAGCAGAACGCCGACUUCCAUAUAACGAGGAACAAAUCCACAAAUUUGACAAGCAGAAGCUUUUCCUACAUGCUACAAAAGCCAUGACCUUGUUCAAGGAAGAAUGUGUCACCAAGUACGAAGUUUUCUUAGACAAGGCAGAGGAAUGGAUGAGGAAGAUGCUUCUUUUAAGAAAACAGCUAAUGAAUCUCAGAAAACUCUGCUUCGAUAUUGAGGAAGAGGUGUCCAAAUAUCAGGACUAUGUAAAUGAAUUACAAGAAAAUUUGCCCCAUAAGAUGUUUGCUGCUUCGGGUGGGAUCAAACAUACAACUAACCCAGUUUAUCCAAGUUCAAACACUUUGGUAGAAAUGACACUUGGUAUGAAGAAACUGAAAGAAGAAAUGGAAGGUGUUGUUAAAGAAUUAGCCGAGAAUAAUCACCUUUUGGAAAGGUUUGGUGCUUUGACGAUGGAUGGUGGACCGAGGAAUGUGGAUUGUAUUUAGCUGGACAUUAUCAUGACACAGUCUGAAUUUGCACAGAAAGAGCAUUUAUCCAUUGAAAGAGUUUUCUGAACUUGGCAUUCCCCCUCAGUAUUUAAUAAAAGCAUGUAAAUAUGUACAUAAUGUAUAUAACAGAAAGUAUAUUUCUUUUGGUAACGUUACAAGUGGUCUUAACAUUUGGAGUAACAUCAGAACUUGCCCCCGUGUGAAAUAAUGACGGCUGCAUAUUGUGGUGAGCACAUUGACGCAAUGCAUUUGCUUCAAAUGCUGUCCUUGCCUGUUUACUUGUGAAUGUUGCUAGAGAAACUGGUCUUGGAAAAACCCGACUUCAUUUUUGUCAAGGAGAUUGGGCUUCCCCUUAAGUCACCUGAAUGCACAGUACCUCGUUUAUGGAUCCUCUGAAAUUGUUUCCUGCUGUCUUUCAUUGUGAGCAGAUGUCUCUUACCAAGUACAAAAAAGAGACAGGGAAAAGUGUGAUUACCUUUUCAAGAAGUAUCUCUCUUAACUAAUCGUGAAGGAAAUAUUUUUGGGUUUGUAAUCAUGUUCAGUUUGAGUACGUAUAAACUGCCAGUUUUAGGGAUUUUAAAAGCACAUAUAAAUUGAAUCUUCUAUUUGCUAAAUCAACAGAUGACGGAAAUGCUGUAACAUGUUUGUUAGCAUAGAGUGUGUCUCAAAAUCAAUUAAUCUUGUUAAUUAAAUCUUACUGGCUGUAAAGAAAACUAUACAAUUUCAAAAGUAGCAUUUACUUUCACUGAGGAUACAUAUACAUGUUAAACGUUGAGCCUGGUUUGGACCAUAUACUGGUUUCUAAUCUUUGUAAGUUCUACUGAAGUAGGAGAAUUGUUUCCUUUUUUAUUAAAGCCAUUUUGAAGCAUUUGACACUGAGGCAAAACAUUGGCACAGGUGUUUAUGCAGUUGCCUUGGAAAAGGAGUUGGCAUUUUCCUCAUUCAUUGAAAGUGCCUUGGCCCAGUUUUCCUUACAGCUCAUCAGCCCCCUUCAGCGCAGAGGCCCAAAGUUUAGUUCAGCAUUGGACAGGCUAUCAUGGGGAGGAGGUAGUAGAGAAGUGAGCUUCUGCUAGCUUCCUUACACUGUGCUUUUAAAAUUUCUAAUUCAACAUACAUACAUGCACACAUACAAAAACAAUCUAAUUCAGUCUUACUGACUUUAGUGGAACUUACUUUCUAACAUGUCUAGAAAGUAAAGCUGCUGUUCUCAGCCAGAGUAUUCUGGAUAAGUUCUAGGAGAGGAUCAAUUGAUCUGAGGCUAUUCUAGAAUUCUGUGGAUUGAGGCCUUCAUAGAACACUUCAUUUCUUUUAAUCAAAUUUCUAAUCAACUCUACCUUCUGUCUCCUCCAUUCCUGACAUGCCAAAAUAGAAACAGGAAUCAUCUUAUCUCACAUAGUCUCAAAUAGAUAAAGAAAUUAUUUCACUGUUGUAGCCCUUAUUUUCAUUACCAAGUUUCCAAUAACCUAGUUGGAAGGACUACUGAAAUCAUAGGUAGUAAAUCUAUGUGAAAUUUUGCUGCCUUAUUGUAUGUAAAUGUCUAUUCUGAAAUGUUGAGAUUAUAUUUCUGUAAUGUGUUUACUUUAUGCUAAUCAUUUCUGUUUUACAGAAUCAUCAUUUUGCAUAAUCAUGUUUAUAACAUAAUUUUUGAAGGGAGGAAAUGGAAAAGGGUUGAUUUUUCUUCUGUAUACUGAAACCAGUUUUAAACAAAUAGUGUAAAUCAUGGAUGACAGCCUUUUAUGUCACUCAAGACAUUUCUGCCACAUUCUCCCAUCCCUUCAGAGUUUUUCCCCCUUUCUAUUAGUUUCAUUUUAUUUUAUUUUUAAGGAUUUUGCCAUCUCUCUGAAUUUUCAGAAGAACGAGGAGGGGCAGUGUUUUAUUUGAUUAAAAUACUUUUUUU
This is a messenger RNA of Zootoca vivipara (common lizard), 7064 nucleotides long. The record is from RefSeq and is a predicted model, not a curated record. NCBI's taxonomy places the organism in Eukaryota, Metazoa, Chordata, Lepidosauria, Squamata, Lacertidae.